GCGGGCGCUAAGCUGGGGCCGCGACUCGCUGAGGCGGUGACGCGGCGAGCCGGGAGCCCCGCGGCCCGGCCGGAGGAGGCACGGGCAGGCCUAAGCGGCGGGGCGCGCCGCCUGGCCGGCGGGGAUGCGGGACCGGCUGCCCGACCUGACGGCGUGUCGGAAAGAUGAUGAUGGAGACACAAUUGUUGUUGAAAAGGACCAUUUUAUGGAUGAUUUCUUCCAUCAGGUUGAAGAGAUUAGAAACAGCAUCGCAAAGAUAGCCCAGGACGUGGAAGCCGUGCAGAAGGACCACAGCAUCAUUCUGUCCGCACCAAACCCCGAAGGAAAAAUAAAAGAAGAGCUUGAAGAUCUGAACAAAGAAAUCAAGAAAACUGCCAAUAAAAUUCGAGCCAAAUUAAAAUCCAUUGAACAAAGUUUUGAUCAGGAUGAGAGUGGAACCCGAACUUCUGUGGAUCUUCGGAUACGAAGAACCCAGCAUUCAGUGCUGUCUCGAAAGUUUGUGGAAGUCAUGACGGAGUACAACGAAGCACAGACUCUGUUUCGGGAGCGCAGCAAAGGCCGCAUACAGCGCCAGCUGGAGAUCACUGGGAGGACGACAACCAAUGAGGAGCUGGAGGAGAUGCUGGAGAGCGGGAAGCCUUCCGUCUUCAUCUCCGACAUUCUAUCAGACUCGCAGAUUACUAGACAAGCUCUCAAUGAGAUUGAGUCGCGCCACAAAGACAUCAUGAAGCUGGAGAGCAGCAUCCGGGAGCUGCACGAGAUGUUCAUGGACAUGGCCAUGUUCGUCGAGACACAGGGUGACAUGAUCAACAACAUAGAAAAAAACGUUAUGAAUGCUGCGGACUAUGUAGAACGUGCUAAAGAAGAAACUAAGAAAGCUAUUAAAUAUCACAGCAAAGCCAGAAGGAAAAUGAUGUUCAUUAUUAUUUGUGUAAUUAUUUUGCUUGUGAUCCUUGGAAUUAUCCUAGCAACAACGUUGUCCUAGCAACCGUUUCCCAAGAGCUGUCUAUCCCUGGAGACCCAGACCACAUCAGCAACAAAAUCCACAUCCUGUCCUUUGAUGAAGGCAUCGCAGCCACUGUGACGUUGACACUGGCUCCUGUGUCAGUGGAGCACAGCAGGGUGUGUUCAGGGAAAGCCCCACGGGCAGGUGGGUGCUCGGAGGGAGCCCCAGCGUCCUGGGACUCCGAGCCGCACGCCGCGGAUGCUUAACAAUGUGAAACCUGUCUCAGUGGCCUUGAAAUAAGGAAUUAUUGAAAAUUUCAAUUUUUAAAAACAUUUCAGUGUUAAAAAUGUAAGUGAAGUUUUGAUUAGGAAUACUUUAGGUUAUGAAGCUGUUAGAUUUCUGGUCUAAGGCUUUCUCUUCCGCCUCUCCCAGCUAAUAUGUGCUAAUAAGAUAUUUUUUGUACUGUGUUUAAUUUGUGUUUAGGUCUUGUUUGCAGAAAUAGUUUUCACUAUCACAGAAUUGUUUUGUAAGAUACCUGUAAUUUUGAGCAUUUGUAAGUGUUUGAUACAUUAAUGUCGUCAUUACCCUGCUUUUCUGUGCUCACUGUUGCCUUCUGAGUGAAGUAGGAGGCUUCAUGACGCUAGCGCCGUCAUUGCCCGUUGUUUACAGCUUGGCUGGUGUCGCAGGAACACUGGCUGCACGGCCCUUAGAACUCCCGCCAAGUGCCUUUGUUCGUGCUGACUCGCAGGUCCCCCAGAAAACUCCGGAUGAUUGUAUUUAGCUCCAUUUCUAUGUCCCACCACCCGCGAUAAUAAACACCUAGUUACUGCUCUGGAAA
Molecule: messenger RNA, 1784 nt
Organism: Lepus europaeus (European hare)
Lineage: Eukaryota; Metazoa; Chordata; Mammalia; Lagomorpha; Leporidae
Gene: STX2
Product: syntaxin 2
Exons: 10
Coding region: 125-985 (286 amino acids)
Biological process (GO): synaptic vesicle fusion to presynaptic active zone membrane; exocytosis; intracellular protein transport
Cellular component (GO): plasma membrane; endomembrane system; synaptic vesicle
Molecular function (GO): SNARE binding; SNAP receptor activity
Source: RefSeq, a predicted model, not a curated record